Messenger RNA from Austrofundulus limnaeus, 5571 nucleotides. RefSeq names its product HECT, C2 and WW domain containing E3 ubiquitin protein ligase 1a (gene hecw1a). Gene Ontology annotation, cellular component: cytoplasm. Gene Ontology annotation, biological process: protein ubiquitination; ubiquitin-dependent protein catabolic process; regulation of dendrite morphogenesis. The transcript has 30 exons. NCBI's taxonomy places the organism in Eukaryota, Metazoa, Chordata, Actinopteri, Cyprinodontiformes, Rivulidae. The record is from RefSeq and is a predicted model, not a curated record. Gene Ontology annotation, molecular function: ubiquitin protein ligase activity; protein binding. Bases 238 to 5055 code for a protein of 1605 amino acids.
GUAGUUUUUUUUGUCCUUUGCCUAGCUUGACUGUGGUCCACAAACAGAAUAGAGAAUGUGACUCCAGCCUCCGUAAACCGACGCUGGAUCUGCUGGUUCCGUUCGCUUUUUCCUCCCCGUCCAAAUGGACCUCGGUGGGGAGUAAACAGAGUGUUGUUCCCUCUCAGCUGUGGAGAAUGAUCCACCGGCAGGUGCCUCUGUUUCAGGUUUCGCUCUGCUUUGGCUUCCCUGAUCAUUAUGCUGAUGCAGCUCUGUAGUUUCAAGAACCUGUACCAGAACCGGCUCCUGAGCCUGGCUGCCAUGGCCACCCCGACCCGCAGCGGCUUGCCCCGCCAACGCUGUAAGGACGCAACGCGCCACAGUUACGGCCCAGAAUCCUUCGCUGUCAACGGUCUGAACCAGGACACCUUUGUGCUGGCGUUACCCCGCUCCACCAGUGACACUGAUCUGGUCUCACCAGACACCCGCUCCACGCUCACCGUCAGCUCCGCCCACUACAUCAUCGGACAGUCUGAAGACCUGGUCAUCUCAUGGGACAUCAAGGAGGAAGUGGAUGCUGGUGAUUGGAUUGGAAUGUAUCUCAUUGACGAGGCUCAGUCUGAGAACUUUCUGGACUACAAGAACCGAGGGAUCAGUGGAUCUCACAAAGGACAGAUUGUUUGGAAAAUUGACUGCAGCUCCCACUUCACUGACUCUGAGACCUUGGUGUGCUUCAGGUACUACCAUGGAGUCACCGGAGCGCUACGGGCCACUACCCCCAGCGUGACCAUCAGAAAGAUCUCUGCUGCGGCAUUAAAGCCUGUGGUGAGUCCUCAAGUCAACCAUGGACUGGGCAACAGAAGACUCAUCAACUUUUCCCUGUCAGAGCUUCAGGCAGUUGGACUGAAGAAGGGGAUGUUCUUCUAUCCUGACCCGUACCUGAAGCUCUCCAUUCAGCCUGGAAAACACAGCAUCUUCCCCUCGCUGCCGCACCACGGCCAGGAGAAACGCUCUGGAGUGGUGUGCAACACAGUUAACCCUCAGUGGAGCGCAGAGAGGUUUAACUUCGUGUCUCUACCCACUGACGUCCUGGAGAUUGAGGUGAAGGACAAGUUCGCCAAGAGUCGGCCAAUCAUCAAGCGCUUCCUGGGAAAGCUGUCCGUUCCCGUCCAGAGGCUGCUGGAAAAACACGCCAUCGGAGAUCGGGUUGUGAGCUAUACUCUGGGCCGUAAGUUACCAACGGAUCACGUCUGUGGACAGCUGCUGUUCUGCUUCGAGCUGACCUCGUCUAUCCACCCAGACGAUGAGGAGGUGUCUCUCGUCAUGGAGGUGGCCUGCGCUGAGCAGGGCAACACGGCCGAGGUGAACCAUGCUGCUGCUGCCGCUCCUGAUGAUGAUGCUCUGAGUGUGGGCCCUGACAUCACCGACCUCCCCGUGGACGCUCCUCCUGAGGCCGGCACUCCCACGCAGCAGGACAGCCCUCCUGCUGAGAGGGAGGAGGAAGAAGCUGUCCAGAUGGAGCAGGGAACAGAGGAGGAGGAGGAGCACACAGUGAGGGAUGAACCCCCGGCCUCUCAGCCCGAGGAGCAGCCGGAGGGGGCGGUCCUACCUGAGCAGCAGGAGGGAGGAGAGGAGCAGAGAGGAGAGUCAGUUCCACAAACUGAGGAGGAGGAGGAGGCGGUAGGAGAAACAGAGGCUGAGGACAAAGCCCGGCUGGAGUCUGAGCAUCCUGCAGCGGCACAGAUGACUGAGGACACCGCUGCUGUGAAGGAGAACCCUCCACCCCAGGAGGCUACCGAGGCAGGAGAGCCGAGCUGUGCCCCGUGCUCCUGCCAGGCUCUCUUCACGAACCACAGCUCCCACGCUCCCUCGCGGCGUAAAACCCGCCCGUGCUCCCUCCCGGUGUCGGAGCUGGAGACUGUGAUUGCGUCGGCCUGCGGCGAGCCGGAGACGCCGAGGUCCCACUACAUCCGGAUACACCACCUCCUCCACAGCCUCCCGUCGGCCAGAGCUCCCAGCCAGGAGAAGGAGCCAGAGGAGGAGGGCAGUGCUGUGGACUCCACCGUCACAUCACCGACACUCAAAUCGUCUAAAGAGGAGGAGUGGGAGCAGAAGGAGGAGGAUACAACCCAGUCUCCAUCUCAGGUCACAGAGUGUCCUGGCCCCUGCUGCCGGCGCUCUCUGCCCCGCAGCCUCUCCAUUGAGCAUCUCUCCGAGCUCAACCAGCUCCUGGAAGGCGACAGAGGAAGAGGAGGUCUGGCAGAGGUGAGGAGGAUCUCCCCCUCGUGCCUGGAGAGCGAGGAGGGGGACUCCAGUCACGCAGGAGGCAGGAGAGUCUGCGGCAGCACCCACAGGCCUCCAGGGGAGCACGAGUGUGAGUUCUGCGACACCUCCUGCUACAGCACCUCCUGCUACAGCACCUCUUGCUACAGCACGUCGUGCUACAGCAACUCAGGCUACGAGGGGCGGGGCCGCUUCUGCAGCCACACCCGCCUCUCCUCGGUGGACAGCAACCGGCUCUCCGGCAGCACCGUGUUCUCCUCCCAGGACGAAGACGAGGACGAGGAGAGCGCCUUUGAGUCGGUGCCUGACGCCAUCCAGCCCGAGGGUCCGGACAGAGGUGGGGCAGGAGGGGAGAGGAGCACGGGCAGGUGGAAGGAGGCCAGGAGAGGAGAGCAGGGGGAGCCAGUUGUACCUGGGCCCAGUGACAAAAACAGCAUCGGCCCAGACUUCUCCCCUCCUGUCGGCCAUGUUCCAGUUCUGCGACCCAGCCAUGACCCAAAUCAUUUUCCUGCUGCCACUGACCAAGCCUUACCUCCAAACUGGGAAGCCCGCGUCGACAGCCACGGCCGGGUUUUCUACGUGGAUCACGUGAACAGGACCACCACCUGGCAGAGGCCGAGCCACAGUGGAAAGUGUAACCAUGGGAUGUCCCGCUCCGGCUCCACUCAGCAGAUGGAGCAGCUCAACCGAAGGUACCAGAACAUCCAGAGGACCAUGGCAACAGAGGAGGAUGCUGGGAGUCAGAGAUCAGACAGCGACUCUGAGCCUGCUCAGACAAGUCCUGCCUCUCCUGUCAAUCACCAGAAGGUCACCAACCUCCUCCAGUCACCGGCUGUCAAGUUCAUCACACACCCCGAAUUCUUUACUGUGUUGCACAGCAACUAUGCAGCCUACCGUAUGUUCACCAGCAGCAGCUGUGUGAAGCACAUGAUACUGAAGGUACGACGUGACGCCAGAAACUUUGAGCGCUACCAACACAACAGGGACCUGGUGGUCUUCCUCAACAAGUUUGUAGACACACAGCUGGAGUUGCCCAGAGGCUGGGAAAUCAAAACAGACCCUCAGGGAAAGUCGUUUUUUGUGGAUCACAACAGCCGAGCCACAACCUUCAUCGAUCCCCGAAUCCCUCUGCAGAACGGCCGGCUGCCGGGCCACCUGGCCCACAAACAGCACCUGCAGAGACUGCGCAGCUACAGCGCCGGCGAGGCCUCGGAAGUGUCCCGGAGUUGGGGGGCUUCUCUGAUGGGCCGUCCCGGAAACAGCCUGGUGGCAGCCAUACGGAGCCAGCAUCACACUGACCCACAACAACUGACCACUCUGUCCUACAAUGACAAGAUCGUAGGAUUUCUGCGGCAGCCCAACAUCUUCGAUAUGUUGCAGGAGAGACAACCCAGCCUGAGCAGAAACCACACACUGAGAGAAAAGAUCCACUACAUCCGGACCGAAGGGAAUCAGGGGGUGGAGAAGCUGUCGUGUGAUGCAGACCUGGUCAUCCUGUUGAGUUUAUUUGAGGAGGAUAUCAUGUCCUACAUUCCUCCUCACCCCAUUCACCCUGGCUUCAGCUUCUCCCCUCGCUGCUCACCUGUCUCCUCCCCACAGAACUCUCCGGGCCUGCAAAGGGCCCGGGCCCCGGCUCCUUAUCGCAGAGACUUUGAAGCCAAACUGCGAAACUUCUACAGAAAACUAGAAGCUAAAGGCUAUGGCCAGGGUCCCGGCAAGAUCAAGCUGUUGAUCAGGAGGGAACACCUGCUGGAGGGAACCUUUAACCAGGUCAUGGCUUAUUCUCGCAAAGAGCUGCAGAGGAACAAACUCUACGUCACCUUCCUGGGGGAGGAGGGGUUAGAUUACAGCGGCCCGUCCAGAGAGUUCUUCUUCCUUCUGUCUCAGGAGCUCUUUAAUCCCUACUACGGUCUGUUUGAAUACUCUGCUAACGACACGUAUACCGUGCAGAUCAGCCCCAUGUCAGCUUUCGUUGAGAACCAUCUAGAAUGGUUCCGGUUCAGCGGUCGUAUUCUGGGUCUUGCUCUGAUCCAUCAGUACUUGUUGGAUGCUUUUUUCACCAGACCCUUCUACAAGGCGCUGCUCAGACUAGCGACGGACCUGUCAGAUCUGGAGUACCUGGACGAGGAGUUCCACCAGUCUCUGCAGUGGAUGAAGGACAACGACAUCACAGACAUCCUGGACCUCACCUUCACCGUGAACGAGGAGGUUUUUGGCCAGGUGACGGAGCGGGAGCUGAAGUCGGGCGGCUCCCACCUGCAGGUGACUGAGAAGAACAAGAAGGAUUACAUAGAGCGAAUGGCUAAAUGGAGAGUGGAGCGAGGAGUGGUGCAACAGACCGAGGCGCUGGUCAGAGGCUUCUACGAGGUGGUGGACUCCAGGCUGGUGUCAGUUUUUGAUGCCCGGGAGCUUGAGCUGGUCAUUGCUGGGACUGUAGAGAUCGACCUGAGCGACUGGAGGAGCAACACCGAGUACAGAGGAGGUUACCAUGAUGGCCACAUAGUGAUGCGCUGGUUCUGGGCAGCAGUGGAGAGGUUCACCAAUGAGCAGCGCCUCCGCCUGCUGCAGUUUGUCACAGGGACGUCCAGUGUUCCCUAUGAGGGCUUUGCAUCCCUGAGGGGGUCCAACGGCCUCAGGCGCUUCUGCAUCGAGAAGUGGGGCAAAGUCACGUCACUACCCAGGGCUCACACGUGUUUCAACCGCCUCGACCUGCCUCCUUACCCUUCCUACAUCACGCUCUACGAGAAACUGCUGGUGGCUGUGGAGGAAACCAGCACAUUUGGCCUUGAGUGAUGCGGACCAAUCAAGCCACAUCUCUGGGUCUGGGAAGCUGGAAGGAUGGGGAUGACGUGUGAAGUGUUCUGGACAAAGUGGAGUGGAUCUCUGUGUUCGUUCUGACUGAGCAAUGAGAAUCCCUCUGACUGCACCCAACAUGAGGGAGGUCACUGCAGGGCAACAGUGAUUUUAUUAUUCUUCAUUAGGAGCUGAACGUGAAGACUUGACUGGCUUUUUAAAAACUGUAUUCUCAUAUAUUUAGUCACCCAAAUAAUGAGCUCUUAUAAUAACGCUUCCAAGAUAACAAAAUACUUUAAUUCUGAACAUAAAGUAAAUAACUGGCCUUUUACAAAUUCAAUAUAAUCAAUAUUAUUAAUAUUAUUAUUAAGUCAGUGCCUCACACUGUUAAAAUUUAUCUUUAAUACACAAAACAGUUUAAGUAAUGAGAUGAUAAAUGAUCCAACUAUAAAACAAUCUAAUGUAAUAAUAUAAAACCAGAAUGAAACGAAUGCAACUAUACAGAAAUAUUAUUAA